UGCCGUAAUGUUUGAAGUAUGGAUGACACUAAUUGGAAGUUGCAUAUGACACCGCCUCUCUUUCUGGUCAUGUGACACUGGCAUCUCUCCAUCAUGUGGAACCCGCGCAGACAGGAUUCUGUUUCCACAUAUGAGGAAGUGGAGAGUCUGCACAGUCACCAGUGCACCACUUUCAACUCUCUAGAAGGGAGCAGCUGUCCAAGCAGGCUUGAAAGUGUUGGCGGAAGUUCUGCAGGAAGCCUUGAUCAUGCUCUACCUCCAAAUUAUGCCCAUCCACCAGCUUUCUCUGCCUAUCAGAAUGAUGCCCCUCUAAUUGACCCAAGACACCUGUCGUCUGGACUCCGGUCUCAAGGGUCAACAGACUCCUCAUCAAGGGCAACAUCAAACCUGAGCUACCCUCAGAGUCCUGCAGACCUUGGAACACCUAGUCCUCUUGAGGUAGCGCAUGAUGAUCCAAGAGUGGGAGACAUCAAAGACAAGUCAGGAAAUGUCAAUGCCAGUGUAGCAAACUGGGUUAAUCAAUCCUACAGUCAUACCCCUAAUUCAGAAAAGGGAGGUAGACACCUUUUGUCUCCUAAAGCAGAUACUGUCAAAUCAAACGGUCAGGGUGUCCGUGGUGACAGUAUAGAACGUUUGGAUGCAGAGGCUUCUCCAUUGACAUAUAGAAGUAUGUCUCCACUGCAGACAUUCACCAGGACUGCUAGCUUGGAUAGUGGCUUUCCUCACAUGGGACAAUCUGGGGGGUUUGGUAUGCCAUGGACACCUGCAGAGAAUAUGUUGAUGACCCUUGGAUUUGGCGCUGUAGACUUUGGGAUUCCAGAGCGAUUUAUGCAAUCUUGGCGAGAUAAUGUCAUCAAGAGGCGGAUUGGCGAGCUUAGCACAAUGCUUUCUGCACAACAUGGUCCUAGAGGGGCUCAUCCCCCACCACUAAGCAGACAAGCCUCUGAGGCUGACAGCCUAGAAGACUUUCGGAUUAACCCCAAGCCAAGGAUUUCACCACCAUCACCUAUCCAGGAACAAAGGGAGAGGGAGAAUCAAGCCAAUGCUGCUAAUGCACCUAAACCCAAAGUUGAGAUCAAGAAAAUAAGCCAGAUGCCAGUGCCAAGUGAGAAGCAAAAACAGUUAGAAAAGUUAAACUUGAUGAGAAGGAGAUUCAAGAAAGCAGCUACUGUUGGAAGUUUUAGUUCCCACCUUCUAAGACCCUCUUCUUCACAACCUAACAGUACUAGUGUAAGUCCAUGCAGUACUCCUGAACUUCAACGAAGACAGAGUGUGUCAUCUGGGAAGAAGCUUGUUCAUAUACAAGGUCCAAGAGGGACUGCUAAGGACAGGCGUAGGAAGUUUGUCAAUCGUCAGAGUUCCUUACCAAUCUCAUUAGAAACAUUGCCAGAGGAAGAUGAAGGCCAGCGAUCAAAACCACAGAGUAUUAGCGAUUCCUUCAUGGCCCAACGGUCAGUGAGCAUAGAUGUUGGCCAGGAUAAUGUGAAGGACAUACCUCCAGUGCCUCCACUCAAGAUAGUCACUGAGCAAGCCAGCUUAGAACUCUCAGAGGCUAUGUCUUAUGGAAUCUCUAAACAGGAAUCUAAAGAUGAGGCCAUUGCUGAUAUGAAUGGAAAUAAAAAGGAUUUGUUGAAUAUGGAACAGUACUUGAGUGUCAUCAAAACUAUGAUUGAUUCCAAAGACUCAGGGAUUGGGAAUGAUCCAUCUAAUGAUGGAAGUCCACAAAUGUCACCCCGCACUAGUGCCAGUGAAGAUGAUAACUCAAAUACUGUGAAGAGUGCUGAAGGUAUGAGGGGUACCACAGAGAAGGGAACAACACUGAAACACACAACAAUUGAAUCUAAGACCAGUGAGGAAAGAAUGGAGACAGGAUUUCAUGGGGAAGUAAUUAACACAGACAAGCACAUUGCUAUUGGUUAUCAAAAUAGUCCUUCUGGUAAUAAACAAUUUUCAAAUGAUGAUAAGAAUGCUUCAGAGACUUUGCAAGGUGAAGAGGCCCAUGCUACUCAUAGUGAACGCCAAAGUGCAGUUGUUUCUCAUCCUAUACCUGUUCGCAAGCCUUCUCAGAGACCAUCACUGACUGCUAUGACUGAAGCAUUUUGCCAAACUGUAGUCGAAGAAGAUGAAGAAGAGGACUGUAACAGUGUCUUUGAUACUGGCUCACAGAAGAAAAAGGUUGAUGCUUCAACCGUUAUAGAUAAGGAUGUUGGUGUCCAAACCAGUCCAGACUUGAUGUCCCCCCUCCUGUCCCCUCUCAUUGCUGGUCAGAGGUGUAAUAUCUCAUUUGAAAGUUCAUGCAGCAGUGAGAGGUCACAGGCAACAACAGAAUGGGAUGUCAAACCACAACUAGUACUCCCACCUGAUAGUAUGCAUGUGGAGGUUAAUAGUAACCAAGGAGCCAGUACAGAAGAUGAUGCAUCUUCUACUGGAACAGUUAACACCCAGAUAUCAGAACUUUCCUCCAGUUCUAAUUUUGAAUAUAUGUUUCAGCAUAAGCCAGUUACCAAGAAAAAAUCAAUACCUAACAAUGAGUCUGAAGAAGGAAGAAAUAUGGAAAUAGAUGCUAGAAUAGAGCAAACAGCCACAAGUUGUUCAUCCUUAAUUCCAGAAAAUAAUUAUUCAAGUGGUGAUUUAGAUAAAGACAGGCAGAUAACAGAAGAUAUUGUAAAGAGAAAAGAUUCUCAUACAAGCAAGGUCCCUCAAUCUGAAAGCAUGGAAUCUAAGAAGAUAUUUUAUAGUAAUCAAGACCAUCGGUCCUCAAGUGACAGCACAUUAUCGGACAAGAACUCAUUAUGCAAGGAGAAGGUGGGAGAUGUGAAUUUACAAACCGAACAUGAUACACCCAAGGUAGUGCCUGAUGAUGUAUAUUCUGGAGAGAAACCGAGGCCCACGCAAAGCUGUAACCUAUUUGAUGAUUUAAGAUACCCAAGCAAAGCUCAUAAUAUGCAGAAUCAGAGUUGUGACACAUCAUUGCCUUCUCAAGAGAACCAGAUGGAAGUGGCAAAACACGCAUUUGAAAUCACAAAGAGUGAUAGUGGUAGCAGUAUGUUUAGCACACACAUGAAAUCCAAUGUUUCCAAACGUGAACAGUCUGAUGAUGAUGAGGUUGAUAGUAUUGCUUCUCUUACAGGAUCAGAACUCUCUGUCCAAUCUCACGAUUUUGCUGUCCCACAACUCUCACAUGCAAGCAGUGGAAUUUUUCACUUCUUAAAACAGGAGCAGGAUAUUUCAGAAGCACCUAAAAUACGUGCCAAUGUUGUGAGUUCUGAUAUUGGUCGCCAGUAUGAAGCCCUUCUCAAAAGUGCUCUUGAAAAAGAAAGGGCUCGCAAACAUCUUACAGUGACAGAGACACUACAUCUUGCUAUGGUGAAACUUGAAAAAAUUGUGAAGGAACGGCGCUUGUGUAGGCACACUCAGCUCCAAGAUGGGGGAUCUUCUAAAAUUUCCUGUAAAUUUUGUGAUUCCAGGAAAAAUACCCCAGGCAAUGUCCAUAAGAGAUACUCUUUGAGACCAGAAGUAAGCCUUCAACCCAAACAAGUGACUGUUUUGAAACAGGAGCAGAAAUUACAUAAAAGUGUUGAAAGGACUCGAUCUGCUCCUAAUGAACUUAUUCAAAGGGCACCUAGUCAAGAGCAAACCCCUAAGAGGGGUACAGAAGCCAGGGUUAACUCUGUGUCAUCAGACUUUAAUGAUGCUGCCAUGAGUGUCACUGGGGACAAUCUCCUCAUCGAUCUGGACAAAGUAUCUGAAGAACUUCCUUCAGACAUAACUUUAACAGGAAUGACAGUUGCUGAUGUGAAGUCCAUACAAGCCUUUCAUGUUCUGCAUGAGAAUGAAAGUCUUUCACUUACUGAAGGAGAUGAGAAAGCAAAGAAAGAAAAGGAAGACUCAUCACAAAUGUUACUUCAGAGGCGGAGAAGCCUUUUUGCCAGAAACAGCAAGAGUGGAUCUAGACUUUUACUUGCUAAUGGAACAACCCAUCGAAACAGUAUCCUCUUCACCAAGGAAAGCACUCAAUCUAAGGAGUUUUUUGAACCACCAACAUUCCACUCUUCAGCCGACAACAAAAAUAUUUUUUCAACUGAAGAUGCACAAAAGCAGAUUGUACAGUCUGUAAAGACUGAGGGUGAAGCUCCAUUUUCCAAAGUAACAAAAGGUUUGAAGACUGGCAAAUCAUCUAGUCUUUCUUUGGAUGACUCCAAAGCUGGACAACUGACACCUUUCCAGGAGUUUGACAAACGGGCUAAGAGUAUGCAGAACCUCUCUAGUCAGAGCAGCAGCUUUUACAUAAUUGUCAAUCAGUGUAAUGAUUCAAAAUCCGCUGAUGGAGGAAGCACUGACAGUGAUAAAACAGGAUUUCCAAGCUUGAAUUGUCACCAAACUCCUGGUAGGAGUUCAAGUGAUAAGUCAAUGGACUGUUAUGUGAUGCCUCAAUCUUCUCCACGUAAAACACUCUCUGCUCAAAACUCCAAGAGAUCAUCUUCGCCAUUCUCUCCUACUUCUCUUUUAUCUUCACCGCAAUCCUCUAUCCUCAAAACCCCACCGAUCCCUGUGACUGAUGGUGUCGGAGAAUCACCAAUACCUCCUCAGCUAAUGAGACUCAGUCAAUCACCUACCGUCAAUCUGGCCUCUUCAACUCCAUCUGCUCAUACAAUGAUAGAACUUAGCACCCUUGACAUUCAGCCUGAUGAUGUAGAAGGGACUCAGCCACUUGCUAGUCUAACUCCGUCUAAAUUCCGCUCUGAGGUGUUCCUUCAGCUGCCGGACCAAACCAAUAGUGCCAACCAUUCUGUUAGAAGUGUCAGCCCAGUUUCAGUAAUCCUCACUCCAGUUUCCCCUCUACCAAGACUAGAAUACAUGCCAUCAUUUGAUGAACUCUGUGACAAAGCUCAGACAAUUAUCACUGAUAUAGAGGGCUUAGGUGAACCUACAGAGCAUGCUAUUGAGCAAGCGGUACCAAUAGAAGAUAGUAUCUUGUCAGUAAAGAAGGUAGAUGAUGACAAUAAUGAACUCCAACAUGAAGAAAAUGAAACAAGCAGUACUAAAGCAGGUCCUUCCCAAGGAGUUCAGCACAGAGAAGGGAACAUCCACCAUUCAGAGGAGCACAGGUUGCAACCAUCAUCCAAUGAACAUCCUGGUGUACGAAUUGUGGGUCAACCUCAGAUGAGUUCCACACCCCAUCCUAGUCACAGUGGUGGGGCAGGAUACAUGGAACAACAAAGACAUGCUGAGCAACAAGCAGUCCUGCAAAACAUGACGCAAUCAGAAAAUAGCCUCCGUACAAGCCUAGAAGUAAUGCAAGCCAGUUUGAAAGAACUCAAGACGAGAAAACAGGAUGCAGUGGAUGAAUUGAAGACACUUCAAGAAGCUGUGAAGAGGAAUAAAAGUGAUAUCCAACAGGCUGAGGAGAUGGCUAGGAUGAGUGUAGAGAAAGGAGAUGGACUCAGGUCUGAACUGAUGGUGCUAGAAUACCAACGAGACCAAGCAAGGAGAGAAUUAAAGGAUCUAGAGGAGGGUAUCACUGCAAGGAGGAAUCCUCAGGAUAAUACUAGGGGGUCUGACAGGGGUCAUAUAGGAUCCACUACUGGCCUUGCACAGAUUGGUCUAUCAGUAGAAGAGAUGCUUGGUGUGAUCCGUGAGCGAGAUGAUCUCCAGGCUAAGCUAGAGAAGGAUCAAGGCAAUCAUGUUUCUAAAGAGGAACAUGAGGAGGUAUUAAGGCAGCUUGAUCAAACCAAGCAGGAGCUAUUUGAGAACCAGAAAGCUUCAAGAACCAAAUUGGAGAAAUUACAAGAGGAUCUUGAGGAAGGAAGAGGGAAGAUUGAAAGCUUGAAGCUUAUUGAAUCUGAUCUGAAGAAGGAAUUAUCUGAAACCCAGGAAACCUUGAAGAACUCAGAGAAUGAUCAUCAAAAACAACUCUUGGAGAAAACUACUACUAUUGAGGAGUUGAAAGGCAAAGCAACCACAGAGACGGCAGACCUCCGACAUAAGCUCUCAGAAUCCACACAGCGUAUCACAACCUUAGAGAGCGCCCUCUUAGAUAAGGAUGUAGUGACGACUCGUAUGCAGGAACGGAUCAGAGGACAGGGACAAGAGGUUCUAGAGCUUACAAAUAAGGUUGAUGAACUUGAAAAGGAAAGGGAGAAGAAAGCUAGGAAGGCAGAGACUGUGAAGGAAGUAGCUCUUGUUGAACUUAGAGGAAAACUUCUGAAAGAGAAGGAUGAAGAACUGGAUCAGCAAAAGAAGAUGUUAGAGAAGACUCACCAAGAUAUAUUGAUCAAAGAACAGACACAAUCAACUGAGAGACUUACUAAACUGGAGAAAGAAAAUGAGGAGAAAGACUGUGAGUUGAAUGAGUUAAGAGAGAAGCUAUCACAGCAGGAGAUUUCUAAAAGAACAUUGGGAGAUCAGAUGAGAUUAGAAGCACAAGAACAGAUUCAAAAAGCCCUUGAGGAACAAAAAGCCAUCUUUGAGACAGAAUCAGAGAAAGAGAGACAAAGAGAAGCACUGGCCAAGGAGGAUGCAGUUGCCAUAGAAACCAAGCAUCUUAGAGAGGAGCUGAAAAGAGAAAAGCAGCUGAGAGAUACUCUAAAGACAAGCCAUAGUAAUAUGAAAGAGGAACUUGAAAAGUUGAGAGAUGAGAACUUAGGAGCUGGCAGAGAGAAGGUUGAAGCUGUCUCUAAGGCACGGGAGGAAGCUAGACAGGAAAUACAGAUACAACUAGAUCAGAUACGAGAUCAAAUGGCACAGGAGAAAACAAGAGAAACAGAAAAGCUGCAGCAAAAGCUCAAACAGCAAGAUGAUGAAUUGACCCAGCUAAGAACAGAGGUCAAAGGUUACCGUCAGAAACAACGGGAUUCAUCAUCCAGUCAGAGCAGUUUAGACCAGAGCUAUAGAAGCAUUGUUAUGGAACUAAAUGAAGAGUGUCGGAAAACAUCCAAUCUGGUGGGAUCAACACCCCGAAAAGUACCUCUGUUCAGCUCAAGAAAUAUGAAAGCAGACUCGCCAUCUCAGACCGGUUCUUCCAAACAAGCAUCCUUCAACAGUCCUGGUCGUACUCAGCUCAUGGCAGCUAUCUCAAACCUUAAAGCUACCAAUGAUGAUCUCAGGAACUAUAUCAAAUCAUUACGAGAUGACUUAGAGAAACAAAGGAGAGCUACCACAAGGGCAAACAGAGAAAAGGAUAAUGAAGUGAAGAAGCUUGUUGAAUCCAUGGGAAGAGAAAAGGCUCAAAUAUUUGAAGGUGAGAGAGACGUUGAGCUAGACCGGCUCCAGCGCUCCUUGGGGGUACUCCGGGACUCUGAGAAGACCCUCCAGCAGGAGCUAAUGAAUAAAGAUGAGGAACUACGUCAGAUUCAAUCCAAUAUGGCCGCCUGGAAGGAAGAGACUGCCCUCAAGAUGGCUAGGAAGUUUGAAGAUGAACUCAAUAAAGAGCUGGAAGUAAGAUUGGAGGAAUCGCACAGUGGGAGUGGGUCAUUCAAAGGAAGCCUUUCAGAUUCAAGAUUGAGGAACUCAGCACUUGGAACAUCUACCCCAUCAUCAUCUGUAGGAUCUGGUGAGACUGGUACUAACAAACUCCUACGUCAUCUCCAGGAUAGAGUUAAACAGCUAAGGAUUGAAAAUACCACUCUCAAACAAGCUAAUAGAUUGGACAACAGUUUUGAUGGAGGGGAUUCAAGCUUUCAGAAAAGCUUACAGCUUGAAGAGAAAGAUCAGCAGCUGUAUCGGUUAGAUCAGAAAGUCAAACUACUAGAGCGCCAGCUGUGGGUAGCUGAGGAGAGAUGCAGGGAAAAUGCUGCCCUCAUGAGUCAGAAAACAGCAGAGAAUGUCAGACUGGAAGGAGCCCUUACCCAACAAACCAAGGAGCUAAUGAGAGUGGAACGAGCUUACAAUAAACUUUCACACUCCACACCAACAUCACCUGUGCCUUAAAGAAUUUUCAGACAACUGCCUCCAAAGAAGAGAAAAACACUGAAGAACAAUGUUGCGUGUCAGAUAUCAGUGCUCAGCAAACCUGACUGUACAGUGUCCAGGAAGGACUCUUAAAGGGAAAGUUCACCCUGACGAAAAGUUUGUUGUAAAAAUAACAGAAAAAAUAAUAAACAAAUAUUUGUGAAGGUUUGAGGAAAAUACAUCAACGAUAAAGAAAGUUACUCAAACUUUAAUUUUUGGAUUUGUGACAUCAUGUAUCAGCAGCUGCCCCUUAUGUUAUGUAAUUUAAAUGCAUAAAUUUCAAUUUUUAGUGGUUCAUAAUGAUUUUUUUUUCCUUCGUAGGAGUGGGUGUGAAAUGAUGUUUCUAUUGAUGCACUGAAAGGUACUAUAAAACCCAUUUUAAAUUUUCUGAGAAAAUGACAUUUUAUUGAUUUUUCCCCUACGAUAUGCACAAAGUCUGAUCGCAUAUGAUAUCACAAAUGAAAUAAUUAAAAUUUGAAUCACUUUUUCUUCUUUGAUGGAUUUUCCUCAAACCUUUACGAAUAUUUUGUAAUAUUUCUUCUGCUAUUUUUUCGAUAAACUUUUUGUCUUGCCAUGACAGUUUGCAGGAAGCAACUUUCCAUAUUAUCUAUAUCAACUCAGUCAGGUUUUCCAGUGAUGUGUUUCAAGAAAUUUAUUUCCAAUUGAUUACAAAUAUCAGUCACAAAUAUGCAACUUAUAAACCAUAUGUCACAAGCAAAUCUAAUUGGCCGAUUUUUUAUGCAAGGAGUUGUCCUGCAAUCAAUUGCAAAUUUGUAUUUGAUUAUAAGAUUUCAAGUCAAUUGCAGUGACACCAUAACAUUAACUACGACACUGUUCUCAUUAUACUUUCUAAAACUGGUUUACUGGAAAUUGGUUCAGGAAACCAGUUUGGAAGAUCGCUUUGCUAACUUUCCCACUUGAUCACACGAAAGUGGUUUUCAAAACCACUUCACGAAAAGCGGUCUUGUUGCUAUGGGAACACUCUAAGUGGGGUGACAUGUUUAUCGCGAAAUUUGAAACCGAACGGUUGUGUCCUCAAUUACGCUAAAACCAGUUUAAUGAGGCAAAGCGAUCUUCAAAACUACAUAGCGAGGUGGCUUUCUGAACUGGUUUGGCAGAUCGCUUCGACCAUUUUUCAUUACACGUUAAAUUAAUUUCCACUUAGCUAGUUUCCAGUAAUCUAGUUUUAGGACAAUAGUGAGAACAGUGUCUACUAGUAUCAGGGAUCUUCUAUCUAGCAUAAUCCAGCAAUGUCCAAGUUAAUCCAUCCAAGUCAUACCUAGUUCAGUUUACUCCAAUAUAUGCUAAUGACCAGAAUGCUUUAUGCCUUCAACACUGUCAGCUAUUCAAUUCAGUAUUCCUCAGAAUAAUAUUCAAUAACUGUUCUUCAAAUAGUAGAACAAGCUUACAUACAUGUAUGUGGAAAAGCUGAACAAAGAAAACAUUUAUUUUUAUUGAAUUGAACAAUUUGUAGUGAAAUUGUAUAGAUUAAUACCUAUCUUUGAGUAGAGGAAUGCUAUAGAAUAUGGCAUAUCCUUCUAAGUUUAUAGAGUGAAGAAAUAUUCACAUAUAUGACUACAUUUGACAAGUGUUUUGUUUAAAUCCAAUGAAAUUGUAACUUUUUGUGUUUUCCUGUCUCUAUUCAUGAUAUCAUUAUUGUAAAAUCAAAGAUUUUCAACACAUUUGUUUCAUUUGCAUUAUCUGAAUGUUUUAAGGAUUUUUUUUUACCUUGGUUGUUCAACUUUCAUAGUUGAACUUGAUCUUUAUAAUGUUCAAAGUUGAUUUUAAUUUCAAAAGCUGUCUUUUAAUCUUACAAUUCAAACCAUUUGCACAAAAUGAACUUAUUUGUUAUUUAAAUCUCAUUUACUGUCAUACACAUAAAUGCUCUAAAAUGUAUGAAAAAAUUAAGUCAUGAAAACACUCAGUUUCUGACAUAAACUGCACUGCAAAUAAUGUAUUUAAAGGUCUGUAAAACUAUUGAAACUCUCUGUUUAUACUUUUGCUAGAACUUAUCAAAAAGGUUUGAAAGUGUAGCCAAUCAAAUGAGUCACUUGUAAAUGCUUUAUUUCUGCGCUAACAUUCACCUGAGUGCAAAAGUGCACCACAAAAAAGGCAUAAAAUGUGGUCUAUAUUCAUUCAUUAGACAUACAAACCGGGUAUUAGAUGAGCGUGGAUUCAUAUGCCCAUGCUAGAGGGCUAGGAAGCAAUGACUCUUAAGUUUGCACACACAAGGACACCCAUCAUUUUUUUGGAUACACUCUGAUAAUAAUGUUAUAAAAGAAGUUUACAGCCUAGCUUAAUUCUGGACUGUGUAAUUCUAAAUGUUCUGAUUUGCAACCAAUAUUUCUGCCAUAUAUUCAUAUUGUUGACCUGUUUUAUAAAACAAACAAUGCAUAGGUUUAACUUUGUGAUGUUGAUUGCUAUGCAGGCACCUUAAGUAAUGAGUAAAACUAUUCAGCAAGCAUUAUGCUUGCUUCACACUUUAUCAACACAAACACUCUUUUCUGAUUAUUUUUUUGAUAUUGUCAAAUUGAGAUGCUCAAUAAUAAUUUGAUUUUGAUAUGAGUUCAAUCCGUAUUCAUGAUAUGGGCAGUUUUUUUAUAUAGUUAUUUUGUUGAUGCAUCAAUGUAAUUAGCUUAUUUGUUUAUAAAUGACAUAUUGCUGUGUACUCUGGGAGUACCGGUAUUUAGGACAUAAAUUCUUAGGUAAUCCCUCGUCAAGUCAUAUAUGUCAACAAAAUUUGUCUAAUUAUCUAUUUCAAAAUAUAAUCUUGUAUAAAAAAAAAUAUGUUUGUACAUGUUUACUUGGAAGUCUGCCCUGUUGCCCAUGAUCAUAAAAUCACCACUUAGCUGGCAGAAGGGCAGUAGGUUACACAUUAGGGUAAUUUUCAAUUUAUAUGCAUCUGACAAAGGGCAGAAUGGAAAUUGACAUACAUGUACCUUAAAAUCUCAAUGAACAUCUGCCUGUCAGGCAACAGCAUAGAUAUUAUAAGUAUAGAUUUAUGAGUAAACAAAAUUUAAAAAUUUAACAAUUAUCAAUAUUUACAUUAUUUGAAGUCACAAAGUGCCAUGGAAAUACAUGAAACAACCCAAAGUUGAUCAAUGUGUAUAUUAAAGUGUGAUGAUGCUCUUUCAAAAAGGUUUGACUGACUGUUAAUGCUGUGCCUUUUCUAUGAUAUUUUUAGAAAAAAUAUGUGUAUUUUAGUUUUAUUCUCUUUCUGUUCUACAUUUUUAAAACUAUUUUAAGUUCAAAUAUAUGACAAUAUAUAUCAUAUUUACUAGCAUGUAUCGAUUGUGUAUACAAAUCUAUAGAUUCAAUCAUUUCCUAGCAAUCAUGGUCGAUUUAAAUAGUAUUCACCUUUUUCUUAAUUAAUUUAUUCUCAAAGACUUUUAAAUGUUUUAAAUCAGGUUGACAAAAUUCUUAGUCUGUACACAUGACAAAACACAGUAUGUAUAUUUUGUUUUUAUGUCAUUUUGUUCUUUCUGAAACAAAUUAAUAGUUUGUUUUUAUUAAAAGAUCAAAUCUUCAUUUUUUUUUAUGUUUUCAUUUAUAAUGUGUUUAUUUCAUACAACUUAAGAUGCCAUUGCUGUAUAUAGCACUGUUUGGUGCCUUUAUUUAUUACAGAAAUAUGUGUGUACCAUUAGUGUAUAAUCAUUGAAUACAUAUAAGAGGAUAUAAGAUUAUUUUAUUUCAUUAUUAGGAUGAUGACAAUCUUUGCCUUUGCAAAAUGAACAAAGUGUGCUAUGUAUUUAUAUGAGAUUUUUGGUUUAUUGAUUGAAAUAUAUCGAUCAUGAUGAUUUAAUUUGAUAAUCAAAUUUUUAAGAUAAUAAUUGUGUAUAUCUGUACAUUUUUAUAUGAUAAUAUCAUUUAUUUAAAGACAAUUGAUGUAGAAAUAUUACAUGAUUAUUUCACAAAAACUAUGUUAUUUGUGGUUAGUCAAUAAAUCACAGUGUAGCAUGUAUAAAGACUUUGAUUGACAACUAUGUGAUCAAAAUUGAUUGUGUGAUAUGAUGUUGAAUUUGAAAACAGACAUUCCCAUGUGUUCAUAGAGUAAUAAAUUGCCAGGAACAACAAUACAAAG
Lytechinus pictus (painted urchin) is the source of this 12031-nucleotide messenger RNA. RefSeq lists its product as uncharacterized. The record is from RefSeq and is a predicted model, not a curated record. Bases 94 to 7929 code for a protein of 2611 amino acids. The transcript has 21 exons. Lineage: Eukaryota; Metazoa; Echinodermata; Echinoidea; Temnopleuroida; Toxopneustidae.